Messenger RNA from Gryllus bimaculatus (two-spotted cricket), 4863 nucleotides. NCBI's taxonomy places the organism in Eukaryota, Metazoa, Arthropoda, Insecta, Orthoptera, Gryllidae. The record is from the annotation of a GenBank genome assembly.
AUGCAUUCAUUCAUAGGUUGCCUAGUAGUGCCGGGAUUUCUGGGCACAGAUGCUGGGGAAGGCGGCGAGCGCGCGUUCCGUCAUGCGAGCGGAAAGCUGGCGGCCCGCGACCGCGUGGCGGUGCAGGACUUCGUGCUGCUCGAGACUUCCGCAGCGAGGCCCGCCUUCGUCGAAACCUGCCAGGCGCUUCCGCGAGGACCUCAUCGUACACCUACAUCGGCCAGGUGCUUCGUCUCCGUCAACCCUUACAAGCCGCUGCCCAUCUACACGGCCGAGGCCGUCAAGCAGUACCGCGGCCUGCACUUUUCUACGACGCCGCGGCCGCACAUGAAGGGCGGCGAGCGCGCGUCCGUCAUGGAGCGGGAGCUGGCGGCCCGCGACCGCGUGGGCGUGCAGGACUUCGUGCUGCUCGAGGACUUCCGCAGCGAGCCCGCCUUCGUCGACAACCUGCGCAGGCGCUUCCGCGAGGACCUCAUCUACACCUACAUCGGCCAGGUGCUCGUCUCCGUCAACCCCUACAAGCCGCUGCCCAUCUACACGGCCGAGGCCGUCAAGCAGUACCGCGGACUGCACUUCUACGAGGCCGCGCCGCACAUUUACGCCAUCGCGGACACGGCGUACCGGUCGCUGACGGACGAGAACCGGCCGCAAUGCAUCCUCAUCUCAGGUGAGUCUGGCAGCGGGAAGACGGAGGCGUCCAAGAAGGUGCUGGAGUUCGUGGCGGAGGCGUCGGGUCACACGAGCACCGUCGACAACGUCAAAGACAAGCUGCUGCAGAGCAACCCGCUGCUGGAGGCCUUCGGCAACGCCAAGACCAACCGCAAGUGACAAGUCCCGAGUCGCUUCGGGAGUACAAUGGGACAUCGCCGUUCUCACUUCCAGGGCGUGCCGGUGGGCGGGCACAUCCUCAACUACCUGCUGGAGAAGAGCCGCGUGGUGCACCAGGCGGCGGGCGAGCGCAACUUCCACGUGUUCUACCAGCUGCUGGCGGGCGCCGACGACGCGCUGCUGGCGCGGCUGCAGCUGCGCCGCUCGCUCGACACAUACUUCUACUGCACGCACGGCGCGCGGGCGGGCGCCGGGCUGCCCGAGCAGGAGGACGCCACGCAGUGGGCUCAGGUGCGCCGCGCCAUGGAGGUGGUGGAACUGGGCGCGGAGGAGCAGGACGCGCUGCUAGCCAUCGUGGCGGCCGUGCUGCACUUGGGCAACGUGGGCUUCACGGAGGAGGAGGGCGCGGCGAAGGUGCUGAAGCCGGAGGCGGCCGAGGCGGCGGCGCGCCUGCUGGGCUGCGAGGUGCCGCUGCUCGGCGCAGCGCUGCAGCAUCGCACCAUAGAGGUGCGCGGGGAGACGGUGACGUCGCCGCUGGGGCGCGACACGGCCAUCUAUGCACGCGACGCCCUGGCCAAGGCCGUCUACGACCGCCUCUUCAGCUGGCUGGUGGCGCGCGUCAACGCCUCGCUGCAGGGCCCGGCCGCCGCGCGCCAGAAUCAGAUGGGCAUCCUCGACAUCUACGGCUUCGAGAUUUUCACGCGCAAUAGCUUUGAGCAGUUCUGUAUUAACUUCUGUAAUGAAAAACUGCAGCAGCUUUUCAUAGAGUUGACUCUCAAAUCAGAGCAAGAAGAAUACUUGAGAGAAGGCAUAGAAUGGGAACCUGUGGAAUAUUUCAACAACAAAGUUAUCUGUGAUUUAAUAGAAGAGAAACACAAAGGGAUUAUUUCAUUGAUGGAUGAGGAAUGUCUUCGACCUGGUGAUCCAACAGACAAGAGUUUCUUAUCAAAAAUGAAUGCCAAUCUUUCCAAUCAUCCACAUUACAUUAGUCAUCAGAAAGCUGACACCAAAACUCAAAAGAUCAUGGGUAGAGAUGAGUUUCAAUUGAAACACUAUGCAGGUGAUGUUACUUACAAUGUUCAAGGCUUUCUGGAUAAAAAUAAUGAUCUUCUGUUCAGAGAUCUUAGACACGCCAUGUCUGAAACAACAAAUCCUAUAAUAAAGGCUGUUUUCCCUGCAAGUGAUGUCGUCACAAAGCGACGCCCAGAUACAGCUGCUACCCAGUUCAAGAACAGCCUCAACAAGCUCAUGGAUAUUCUCAUGGGCAAGGAACCUUCAUACAUUCGUUGCAUCAAGCCUAAUGACAGCAAAUCAUCAGGCAUCUUUGACGAGAAAGUUGUGAGUCAUCAAGUUAAAUACCUUGGCCUUAUGGAGAACUUACGUGUUCGCCGAGCUGGCUUUGCCUUCCGUAGGCCAUAUGAGCUGUUUCUUAGGCGGUACAAGUGUCUUUGCCCAGCAACAUGGCCUCAUUUUAAUGGUGAUGCAAAGGAAGGGGUUCAAACUUUGGUGAACCACUUGAAUUAUCAACGUGACGACUUUAGGAUGGGCAAGACAAAGAUUUUCAUUCGCUUUCCCAAAACUCUCUUUGAGACUGAGGAUGCAUUCCAAGUAAAGAAACAUCAAAUUGCGGCUAUAAUACAAUCGAGGUGGAAAGGCAGGCAGCAACGUCUAAAGUUUCUGAAAAUGAGAGAUGCAGUUACCACCAUAAAUAAAUAUGUGAGAAGAUUCUUGGCUAAGAGGGAUGCAGAGAGGAGGAGAAAAGCUGCUCAAGUCAUCCGCAGAUUUAUUGAAGGAUUUAUAACUCGUAAUGGUCCAGAAACUCCAAUAAAUAAAGAAUUCAUUGAAAUUGCCAAAGCUCAGUACCUCAUUCGUCUUUCAAAGGACCUGCCUAAAUCAGUAUUAGAUAAUAGCUGGCCUCCAUGUCCAGUAUCAUGCAAAGAGGCAUCAGAACAUCUGCGCAAGUUCCACAAGUUGUGGCUUGCGAAGAAAUAUAGAGAUAAUCUCAAGCCACAAGACAAAAAGCAGUUUGAAAUGAAAAUUUUGGCAGAAUCCCUUUUUAAAGGUAAAAAGAAGUCCUAUGCUAAAAGUGUUCCUCGCCGAUUUGCAACUGAUCGGUUGAAAGAAGAAAAUAAAUCACAGAGGCAAUCCUUUGAGCUAAAUCAGCUUCAAUCCAAUGAAAAAAUUUUGUAUUCAGCAUCUGUAACAAAGUUCGAUAGGCAUGGUUACAAACCUCGUGAAAGAGUUCUAUUUCUCACUAAUCGAACUUUGUACCUGCUAGAAGGGAAGACUUCAAAAUUGAAGCAUAACCUUCCUCUUGAUACAAUUCAAGAAGUAGUAGUCACAACUGAAUCGGAUAACCUAGUCUUAAUCAGGAUACCCCCAGACCUUAAGAAGGAUAAGGGAGACCUGAUAUUAGAGGUUGAUAAUUUAAUAGAAGCCAUAACCACCCUAAUAGAUAUAACCAAAAAACCUCAAACUGUGAAAGUAAUGGAUGCCUCUUCGAUUUCUCACAAUUAUAUAGGUGGAAAACAAGGCCAGAUAGAAAUCACUACAGGUGAUCAACCAUUAAUAACCAAAUCUAAGGGUGGACAUUUACUUGUUGUUGCUUCAAGAUAGAAGGAGCUGCAAGUUAUGGUAAGGAGAAAUUCCUCUGUUCCACAGAUGUGAUACAUGGAAUACAAGGGGCAACGUAGGAGAUCUUUAAGUGUUUUAACAUUUAUGAAAAAAAAGUUGUGAACUCCUUACAGCAGUUUAAGUGUGUGCCAUCAGUCAGUAGGAGAUCGUUUUUAAAUAUUGUUUCCAAACGUUCAAGAAUUUUUUACAGAAGAUACAUUUUACGCAGUUAGAUUAAAGCAAUUCUGUGCAGAUAUGCUGAGUCAGAAGUGUUCUUCUUUCCUUAUGCAAUUUUACUCCUACCUAAGAAACAAUGAGCUAGAAACUGCUUCAAUGAGGAGCAUUUUUAUGAAAAUGUAUAUAAUAGUAAGGUUUAAUGAUGAAAUUCAAGGAGUAAAUAAUAUGCUGAAAGUAAUACGCAGCUAGAGCACAAAAACAAUAAAGAUAUGUUAAGUAAAUAAACUUUAUUUUUGUACCACACAAUACAAACUGAAAUGACACUAAAUCAGUACUCUACGGAGCACCACCAGAAAAAAAUCCAAAUUGUAUCAGAUAUGAUCAAAUUUUUAACAUGUAAAUAAUUUAUAUGUAGAUAUUGGCAUUAUUUAUGAACAUGUAUUUCAGUAAGGCACUUAUUUUCUCAAUAAAUACCAAGUUUACACAGUAUUCUGUUCAAUUUCUUAAAAAUGGUCCCCUGCAGAAAUUGUACCUUUAACUUCACUUCAGAUUGCACAAAAACUAUGCAAAUAGAAGGUCAUUAAUAAUGAAAACUUACAAUAAAUAACUUCUCAGUAGGAAAAAGAAAUAGUCUGUAUAAUAAACAUUGAAAUUCACAUAAAGUGUGAACAAGGAAAAAGAACACUCUUUUAAGUUAAACAUUGCACAUAGAAAGUUGUCAUUUUUUUGAUUUUUUGGCAGCAGCUUUUUUUGGUGUGGCUUGUUUCUUGUUUGUGAGAGACUUCCUUCCAUCAAGUGCCCGUGCUCUCAAUUCCUCUUCCAUGGCCUGAUUCACAGUUUUUGUGACAACUUUGUUUAAUUUUUGAGCUUCCUUUUGUUGUUUCUUCUUUGGCUGUAUAGGUCGAUUUCCUCUCUUCGUUACUGCUGGUCCUUUAGUUGCUUUCUUCUUGGAUUUUGGAGCAGCGCCCUUCGCUUUAACUUUCAGUUUACCUUGCGGCAUUGCGACGAUAAGCAACGAUUGUUAACCACAAAUUUAGGUUCACGCCAACCAACGCCAACUACUCGCGUCGCGUCGGAUAUACCCACAACUCGCACCAGACGAGAACCACGGAAUAAAUAACGUACGAACGUCGCAACGUAUGAAAAUGAGACUAACGACUAACUCAUUUUUCUCGCCUGUAGGUUGGUGGGGGUCCAACAAAUCCAGUUCAUUUCACUUACGGAGUAGUGAUACUCCUAUCCAAU